AUGAAAUCAAAUGAUUCAAUAUUAAAAACUGUUUUAUUAUUACAUUCCUAAGUUUAAGAUGAGACAUUUAGGUAAAUAUCCCAAAAGGGUAAAGAAUUGAGUUAUGAAUUUAGGUAAAGAGAUGGGUAAAGGAAUGAAGAUGGUUCAGAAAAAAGGACAUUUGUAUUAUAAUGUAUGUAAUAAAAGUGAAUUGAAAAAUGUGACGAACUAGACAAUGAGCGUUAUAAUAUAUUUAUUAAGUGUAGACAGUAUUCUUGA
Molecule: messenger RNA, 258 nt
Organism: Paramecium primaurelia
Lineage: Eukaryota; Ciliophora; Oligohymenophorea; Peniculida; Parameciidae
Source: the annotation of a GenBank genome assembly